Messenger RNA from Budorcas taxicolor (takin), 4749 nucleotides. It is a transcript of the gene PIGO, whose product is annotated as phosphatidylinositol glycan anchor biosynthesis class O. Gene Ontology annotation, molecular function: mannose-ethanolamine phosphotransferase activity. Gene Ontology annotation, cellular component: endoplasmic reticulum membrane. The transcript has 10 exons. Bases 1013 to 4408 code for a protein of 1131 amino acids. Gene Ontology annotation, biological process: GPI anchor biosynthetic process. The record is from RefSeq and is a predicted model, not a curated record. Lineage: Eukaryota; Metazoa; Chordata; Mammalia; Artiodactyla; Bovidae.
CUCUAAACCCCCCUUACUCUUGCUUUUCCCAGACAUUAGGGACCUUCCUACCCCACUCACAGAGCUGGCAGUCUGGCGGGCCCAGUACCCUGUCAAGGUUUCCAGCCGGAGGCCGGACAGCCAUCGGAGGAGGCAAAGCCAUCUGGACGUCUGGGUCCCAGCGAGGCCCAACCGCCUUAAGACCUCGCGCCUCUGCCCUGCUGAGCCGGGGAAGUCGCACUUCUCGUCUGGUUAUCUUGGGUGUCCGGAAGCGGAGUACGAUUCCUAAGUCCCCGCCAGGCGGCGCCGUCAGCCUGGCCUGGAUUCCCCUGUGGCUGUGAGCCUUGGCCACCCCAGGGCUGUUGAAAUUGGCGAGCAGAGAGGAGAAGCGGGCUGUCGGAAAGCAGUCUACCACUUGGAAUAACUUUUACCCUGGAUUGUGUUUUCCAUCAUUAGGAUCUCCUGAAGUACAUAUAUAAAUUCUUAUGCUCCACCCUCAAAGAUCCUGAUUCCGGGGAUCUCGGGUGACGUUUUUUUUAUUUUACUUUUGGCUGCCCUGAGUCUUCCUUGCUUUGCGUGGGCUUUCUCUCCUUGGAGUGAGUGGGGGCUGCUCUUCCUUGCAGUGCCUGGUCUCAUUGUGGUGGCUUCCCUUGUUAGGGAGCACUGGGCUCUAGAGUUCAGGCUCAGGAGUUGUGGUGCACGGGUAUGUGGAAUCUCCCCCGACCAGGGAUCCCGCCCGUUUCCCCUGUGUUGACACGUGGAUUCUUAACCACUGGACCAUCAAGGAAGUCUGAAAGUCAGCAUUUUUAAAACACCCACUCCAGGUUGAUGCCGGUAGUCUGCACACCUCACUUUCAGAAACUCUCAUAUAACUGAUGGAGAGGAACACUACAUUGGGUUGGUUAUGGGACUGUUUAUCUUCUUGAGAGCUUCCAAGAGGAAGUGAUUCUAACAGGGCUUUGUACUGAGAGACUAGAAUAUCUACUGGUUCUUUGCCUCACAGUUAUGAAUUCCCUCUCCUGCCACUACCAGGAUGCAGAAGAUCUCAGUGCUGCUUUUCCUGGCCUGGGUGAGCUUCCUCUUCUACGCCGGCAUUGCUCUCUUCACCAGUGGCUUCCUGCUCACCCGUUGGGAGCUCACCAACCAUAGCAGCUGUCAAGAGCCCCCAGGCCCUGGAGCCCUGCCAUGGGGGGGCCGAGGGGAACCGGGGGCCUGCUGGAUGGCUUCCCGAUUCUCUCGGCUCGUGUUGGUGGUGAUAGAUGCUCUGCGAUUUGACUUUGCCCAGCCCCAACGCUCACCUGUUUCUGGGGAGCCUCCUGUCUCCCUGCCUUUCCUGGGUAAAAUGGGCUUCUUGCAGAGGCUCCUGGAAAGUCAGCCUCACCAUGCCAGGCUCUACCAAGCCAAGGCUGACCCCCCGACCACCACCAUGCAGCGCCUCAAGGCCUUAACCACCGGCUCACUGCCUACCUUUGUUGAUGCUGGCAGUAAUUUUGCCAGCAGCGCCAUAGUGGAAGAUAAUCUCAUUAAGCAGCUUUCCAGUACAGGAAAACGUGUGGUCUUCAUGGGAGAUGAAACCUGGAAUGAUCUUUUCCCUGGAGUUUUCUCCCAAGCUUUAUUCUUCCCAUCCUUCAAUGUCAGAGACCUAGAGACAGUGGACAAUGGCAUCAUGAAACACCUCUACCCAACCAUGGACAGCGACAAAUGGGAUGUGCUGAUUACUCACUUCCUGGGUGUGGAUCACUGUGGCCACAAGCAUGACCCUUACCAUCCUGAAAUGGCUAGGAAACUUACCCAAAUGGAUAAAAUGAUCCAGGGACUCGUGAAGCGUCUGAAGAAUGACACACUGCUGGUGGUGACUGGCGACCAUGGGAUGACUGUCAGUGGGAACCAUGGAGGAGACAGUGAGCUGGAAACCUCAGCUGCGCUUUUUCUAUAUAGUCCCAGAGCUCUCUUCCCCAGUGCUCCUGCAGAGGAGCCAGAGAUAAUUCCUCAAAUCAGCCUUGUGCCUACGCUGGCUCUGCUGCUGGGCCUGCCCAUCCCAUUUGGAAACAUCGGGGAGGUAAUAGCUGAGGUGUUCUCAGAGAUUGAAGACUCCCAGCCUCGCUCCUCCGCUCUGGCCCAAGCCUCAGCUCUGUAUCUCAAUGCCCAGCAGGUGUCCCGAUUUCUUCACACCUACUCAGCCACUGCUCAGGACCUUCAAGUUCAGGAGCUGCAUCGAUUGCAGAAGCUCUUCUCCAAGGCUUCUGCUGACUACCAGCGACUUCUGCAGAGCCCCCAGGGGGCUGAGGCAGCGCUCCAGACUGUGAUUCCUGAGCUGCAGCAGUUCCUGCGGGGAGUUCGGGCCAUGUGCAUUGAGUCUUGGGCUCGUUUUUCUCUGCUCCGCAUGGCAGGGGGUGCUGCUCUUCUGGCUGCUACCUGCUUUCUUUGCCUACUGGUAUCCCAGUGGGCAUCAUCCCCAGCCUUCUGUUUCGGCCCUCUCCUAAGACCCAUGGCCUCGGGUCUGAGUGGGGCCAUGGUGUGUGCUGGACUCCUGGCAUCUACUGGGCUGAAGCUGGAUUCCGUGGUUCUAGGGGUCAUGGCUGCAGUGGGCUCACUUCUGCCUUUUCUGUGGAAAGCUUGGGCGAGCUGGGGAUCAAAAAGUCCCCUGGCAUCUCUCCUUCCCAUGCCCGGGCCAGUCCUGUUACUCCUGCUCAUUCGCUUUGCUGGUUUCUUCUCCGAUAGCUAUAUUAUAACUGAGGCCAGGGUUGCCCCCUUCCUUUUGAUCUCACUCACCUUGCUCCUGGUUGCUCGACUUCACUGGGAGGGCAAGCUGCUGCCACCUAAGCUACUCUCAAUACCUCGCCUUGGCUUUUUAACUCCAACAGGCCCCCCACAAUACAGUGCCAUGCAUGCCAUGGGACUUGGAGUUGGGUUGCUUUUAUGUGUAAGGCUAGCUGGACUUUUUUAUCGCUGCCAUGAAGAGACACCUGUUUGCAGCUCCUCUCCUUUGCUGAGUCCCUUGCGAUCCACAGUGGAUGGUCGAGCCAAGAAUUUGUGGUAUGGAGCUUGUGUCGGGGCUCUGGUGGCCCUGUUAGCCUCUGUGCGGCUGUGGCUUCGCUGCUAUGGUAAUCUCAAGAGCCCUGAGCCCCCUGUGCUCUUUGUGCGCUGGGGGCUGCCCCUAAUGGGACUGGGCACUGCUGCCUACUGGGCAUUGGCAUCAGGGGCAGAUGAAGCACCCCCACGUCUCCGGGCCCUGGUCUCUGGUGCGUCAGUUAUGUUGCCUCGGGCUGUGGCAGGGUUGGCCGCUUCAGGGCUCAUGCUGCUGCUCUGGAGGCCUGUGACAGUGCUGGUGAAGGCCACAACAGGUGCUCCAAGGACCAGGACUGUCCUCACUCCCUUCUCAGGUCCCCCCACUUCUCAGGCUGACCUGGAUUAUGUGGUUCCUCAAAUCUACCGACACAUACAAGAGGAGUUCCGGGGCCGGCUAGAGAGGACCAAAUCUCAGGGUCUGCUGACGGUGGCUGCCUGUCAGUUGGGGAGCGUCUACUCAGCUGCUGUGGUCACGGCCCUCACCCUCUUGGCCUUCCCACUUCUGCUAUUGCAUGCAGAGCGCAUUAGCCUUGUGUUCCUGCUUCUGUUUCUGCAGAGCUUCCUUCUCCUGCAUCUGCUUGCUGCCGGGAUACCCAUCACCACCCCUGGUCCUUUUACUGUGCCGUGGCAUGCAGUCUUAGCUUGGGCCCUCAUGGCCACACAGACCUUCUAUACCACCGGCCACCAGCCUGUCUUUUCAGCUAUCCAAUGGCAUGCAGCCUUCGUGGGAGUCUCAGAGAGUCGUGACUUUACCUGGCUGUCAGCUUUCCUGGUGGGAGCCAACACCUUUGCCUCCCAUAUUCUCUUUGCAGUAGGUUGCCCAUUGCUCCUGCUCUGGCCCUUUCUGUGUGAGAAUCAAGGAUCCCGGAAGAGGCGGCAGCCCCCAGGAAAUGAAGCUGAGGCCAGAGUCAGGCCUGAGGAGGAGCAGGAGCCACGGAUGGAGAUGCGGCUCCGGGAUGCACCCCACCACUUCAGUGCAGCACUGCUGCAGCUGGGCCUCAAGUACCUCUUUGUCCUUGGUAUUCAGAUUCUGGCCUGUGUCUUGGCAGCCUCCAUCCUCCGCAGGCAUCUCUUGGUCUGGAAGGUGUUUGCCCCCAAGUUCAUUUUUGAGGCCAUGGGCUUCAUUGUGAGCAGCGUGGGACUUUGUCUAGGCAUAGCUUUGGUGAUGCGAGUAGAUGGUGCUGUGAGCUCCUGGUUCAGGCAGUUAGUUCUGACCCAGCAGAAAGCUGGAGAACAAUCUAGCCUGGUCUAUACGGGUGCUGGAUCAUCUGCAAGAAAGGCUCAGCCACACCUCUUACCACCAUGCAGCCAGGACCUACUGGCAUCUGGGACUUCAUUAUUUUAUAAUUCAAGAUCAUAGUAGAGCCUAAUUCCUAACUCCUGCAUUGGAUACAUCUGAGCAACUGAGGGGCUGUCUCCAAAGUGGAAUAAAAUAAUAAAGUAAAUAUAUGUGUCUGAGGUGUGGCGAAGCCCUGACUGUCCUGUAAGGGAUAUGAGGAAGUUCUGUCUCCCUUAUCCAGGCACAGAUAGGAUCAGCUGUCUUACGCAGACCUGGCUGCAUCUAAGACCCUUUGAGAAGUGGUUAGAGUUGUCUGAAUUCACUUCUCCCAACUCUUUGCAAAUCACUACUGUUAUUCCACCUGCCAUUUCGCUUUGCCAUGGGAUGUAUUUUACUAAAUUCUUUUGCUUUGGCUGAUAACA